AUGUUUAUAUUAGCGGAUGCUGCUAAUGUUGGUGAUUAAAUUACUUGUAAUAAAGGUGCAUAAUCAUGCGAUCUAUGUGCUUAAGGCUCAGCUGCAAUUUUAAAUCUUUUUUAACUUACUGGUUCUUAUUGUUAGGUUAAAGAUUGUUCUAAAAGCUCUGUUGGAAAUAACUUAAAUGGCUCAGUUUGUGCCUCUUGUUAAGCUACAGCAACUGAUAUUACUCCACUAGGUCCUUACUUUGAUGGUACUUAGUGCGUUUAAGAAUGUAGUCCAGGUUUGUAUGCAAGUGAUCUAAAUGGUUUUAAUUGUUAAGUUGCAAAUCCAGGCUAGCCAGUUAAUUGCUCUAUGAGCUAAAGUUGCUAUGAAUGUGGUUUAAAUAAUUUCACUAUAAAUUAAUUUAAUUUCGACCAAAAUUCAAAAUUGUGCAAUGUCUUUGAUUGCUCUUCUAAUGCAGCAACUAUUUUGAAUGGUUGGGUUUGUAACUCUUGCAAAUCAGCUACAGGAACUGGUAAUAUUCCUAAAGGCUAAUAUUAUGAUGAUAUUAAUAAAACUUGUGCAGAUACCUGUCCUCCAGGUUAAUCAGCAAGUGAAGAUACAUAAUUUGUUUGUUCCCCUCCUCCUAAUCCUGGUACAGAGGUAGGGUGUUCUACAGACUAAUCAACUUGCAGCGGAUGCGGAGAUAAAAAUUAAUAUUUAAGAAUAUUUAAUUAUAAAUCUGGUAAUAAUUGCUCUGUGAAAGAUUGUCAUGCAGCUACUAUAGGACCUUUCCUGAAUGGUUGGGUAUGCAACUCUUGUAGUUAAGCUUCAGGAGAUGGAAAUAUUCCUAAAGGUUAAUAUUUUGAUGGUACUACUUGUGUAACAAAUUGUCCUGAUGGAUAUUCAGCAAGUGCUUCAACAGGCUAUACUUGUUAUAAAAACCCCAAACCGGUGGCAUGUUCUAAAGAUUCUUCUACUUGUGCAGGAUGUGGGGAUACUCCUAGUCUUUAAAAUCUAUUCACUUACUCAGGUGGAAAUACUUGUACAGUUAAAGAUUGCUCUUAAAAAGCAAUAGGCGCUACUUAAAAUGGUUGGAUAUGCUAAUCUUGUAGUGCUGCUACUGGUAUUAAUCUUAUUCCAUCUGGUUAAUACUAUGGUAAAUCAUGUAUUAGUAAUUGUGGUAAAGGAUAUUCAGUAAGUCAAGCUACUGGAUUUAACUGUAUAAAAUAAAAUCCAGGUUAAUUAGUUGCCUGCUCAAAUGAUAAUAAAACAUGUAAUGGAUGUGGGUCAACAAAUGAUAUUUAGAAAUUAUUUGCUAUUGGAAAAGGGUCCACUUGUGGUGUUAUUGAUUGCUCUUCUGUAAUAGUGGGUUCUAAUUUGAAUGGUUGGGUUUGCAACUCAUGUUCAACAGCUGUAGGAACAGGAAAUAUUAUUUCAGGUUAAUAUUACGAUGGAACAAAUUGUGUAACAACUUGCCCUAUCGGUUCAAAUGCAAGCAAGGAUACUGGUUUUGUGUGCUUAUACCCUCCUAGCCCAGGUGCUUCUGUUGCUUGCUCUAGUGACUCUUCAACUUGUGGAGGUUGUGGAACAACAAGUAGUAUUUAAGGCCUAUUCAAAUAUGGAACAGGGAAAAACUGCUCAGUUACAGAUUGUAAUUUGAUGAUAGUAGGGUCUAAUUUGAAUGGUUGGGUUUGUAAUUCUUGUAGUUAAAGUUCUGGAGUUCAUAAUAUCGCUAAAGGUUAAUAUUACAAUGGUAAGACUUGUGUAGAUAGCUGUCCUACUGGUUAAUAAGCAAGUAUAGCAACAGGUUAUGUUUGUUAAAAUAUUCCUAAUCCUGGUACACCUGUUACAUGCUCUAAUGAUUCUUCUACUUGUGGAGCUUGUGGUUCAACAAACACUAUAUCAACUUUAUUCACUCACGGAACUGGAAAUAAUUGUUAUGUAUCCGACUGUACUGCAUCAGUAGUAGGAUCUAAUCUAAAUGGUUGGGUUUGUAAUUCUUGCAGCUCAGCUACUGGAAGUGGAAAUAUUACUACAGGUUAAUUCUUUAAUGGUACAACCUGUGUAGCAAGUUGCCCUCCAGGAUAAUAAGCAAACUUAUCUACUGGAUGGGUUUGUUAACCUAUAAUAGCUAAUCCCGGAUCUGAUGUUACAUGCUCUAAUGAUUCUUAAACUUGUGCAGGUUGUGGAUUAACAAGCGAUAUUCAAAAAUUAUUCAUUCAUGGAACCUAAAACAAAUGUUCUGUUGUUGACUGCUCAGCUGCAGUGGUAGGGUCUAAUCUGAAUGGCUGGGUUUGUAACUCUUGCAGCACAGCUAAAGGGCAAAAUAAUAUAGCUACUGGCUAAUACUACAAUGGUACAACAUGUGUAGCAAGCUGUCUCAGUGGUUAAUCAGCAAGUGCAUCUACUGGAUAUGUGUGUAAAGCAGAUUCCAGCCCUGCUCCAGUAAAUAACAAUGCAUCCCAAUCAAGCAUAAUCUGUUAUGCUUUAGUAUUUGCAAUGUUAAAACUUUUAAUUUGA
Tetrahymena thermophila SB210 is the source of this 2496-nucleotide messenger RNA. RefSeq lists its product as hypothetical. The record is from RefSeq and is a predicted model, not a curated record. Lineage: Eukaryota; Ciliophora; Oligohymenophorea; Hymenostomatida; Tetrahymenidae. The transcript has a single exon.